This is a messenger RNA of Olea europaea var. sylvestris, 1704 nucleotides long. RefSeq names its product ABC transporter E family member 2-like. The transcript has 6 exons. Gene Ontology annotation, molecular function: ribosomal small subunit binding; ATP binding; iron ion binding. Gene Ontology annotation, biological process: ribosomal subunit export from nucleus; translational termination; translational initiation. The record is from RefSeq and is a predicted model, not a curated record. The annotation marks the transcript as partial. Lineage: Eukaryota; Viridiplantae; Streptophyta; Magnoliopsida; Lamiales; Oleaceae.
UUUGAACAGGCAAUUGUUAAGCCUCAAUGCAUAGAAAUCAUUCGAAAUGAACUUAAGGGAAACAUUCAGCAAAUCAUUGAUCAGAAUGACGAAAGAGACGUGAAAGAAGAACUUUGCUCUCAUCUUCAGCUGAAUGAGAUUAUGGAUCGUAAUUUGGAAGAUUUAUCUAGUGGAGAGAUUCAACGGCUUGCUAUAGCUCUUGCUGCAAUGCGGAAUGCAGAGAUUUAUAUGUUCGAUGAGCCCUCGAGUUAUCUUGAUGUGAAACAACGGUAUAAAGCUGCCCAAGUUAUCAGAUCAUUGCUUCGGCCUAAUAGCUAUAUUUUUGUUGUGGAGCAUGAUCUCAGCAUGUUGGAGUAUUUGUCGGACUCCAUCUGCUGCCUUUAUGGGAAGCCUGGUGGAUAUGGUGAUCUAACCCUUCCAUAUUCGGCCAGAGAAGGAAUUAAUAUUUUUCUUGCAGGAUUUUCUCCCAUAGAAAAUCGACGAAUUCGGGAUGAAUCUCUCAUAUUUGGGGUAUCUCUCGUGUUUGGGGUUGAAGAGGAAUUAUAUAAUGAUGCUACGUCAAGGUUGCCUGAUAAACCAUUUCAAUACCCAACCUUUACUGGAACUCGGGGAAAUUUCAAGCUUGAGGUUAUUGAGGGUGAACUUGAUGAUGAUCAUAUUGUUGUUGUGCUUGGUGAGAGUGGGAUAGGAAAGACAAUGUUGCUGCGGAUGCUGAUCGAAUGGCAGACUCGUUUUAACGCAUCUGGUUCACUAGAAGUAACAGACGGAGAUAUAACUUACUUUGGUGAUGUCUCUUACAAGCCACAGAGGAUCAUUCUAAAAUCUCAAUCUACUGUCAGGCAGUUGCUGCAUGAAGAAAUUCCUUUAAGAUAUUCACAUCAUCGGUUUGUAUCUGUUGUGUUGGAGCCUCUCCAAGUUGUGCAAUUAAUGGAUCAACAAGUUACGAAUCUCUCCGAUAAUGAGUUGCAAAGAGUUUCCUUGACGUUAUGCCUUGGACAGCCUGCCGACGUAUACAUGAUUGAUGAACUAAGUGCACAUCUCGACUCUGAGCAACGUAUUGCUGCCGCAAAAGUCAUAAAGAGCUUUAUGCGUAACAGUAUGUCAAAUGCUUUGGUGGUCGAGAGCGACCUUACAAUGGCAACAUACCUUGCAGACAGAGUGAUUGUGUGCGAAGGGCAGCCAUCUGUAGAAUGUUUUGCCAAUUCACAAGAAUCAUUAUUCGAUGGGUUGAACCGAUUCUUAUCUCAUCUGGACAUCACAUUUAGUCGGGACCCAACAAGUAAUCGCCCAAGUAUCAACAAGCUGGACUCAACCCGUGACAAGGCGCAAAAGGCUGCUGGGACUUACUAUGUUUUGGAUGAUUGAAGCAUCCUGGUUGCAUAUGUUUUGUUUACUUUAUUAGGAUUAAUCUUUUUAUUUUUUCUUUUUUUUCUUUUUAAGCCGACGAAGUCAUCAUUGGCAAUUAGGAUUAAUUAUUAUAUUAGGAGAUUAGGGACUUUGGAUGCAAGUUCAAUGGAUUGGUACUUGUCAUUUAAGUUUCUUUUAAAACCGGGGUGAAGAUCCAGACCCCCAAUAAUGUAGUAACUAGUUUUGUCCAUUUGGAUCUUGACUCAGUUUCUAUGAGCUAUUUUCUUUGUUCUUGAGGUUGUUACUAUGGUUUUAUCAAUUUUCAGUAGGCGAACUCUUUUAUUGCCAUUGUUGAUU